AUGGAUUUGUGGCUCCUUGCACUCCUCCUGAUGCUCGUCGGCUCGGGUUCGGCGAGGUUCUUCCAGCCGUUCAACGUGAGCUAUGACCACCGGGCUCUGAUCAUCGAUGGAAAGCGCCGGAUGCUCAUCUCAGCCGGGAUUCACUAUCCACGAGCGACGCCCGAGGUGUGACACCUUAUACUUUCUUCUGCUUGUAACGACUUUGCAUGGAGUCCAGUGUCCGACUUUGAUCCGCACGAACCCGAACGAUUGUAUGUCAAAAUUACCGCUGUCUUCUCUGUACCACGAGAUAUUUCUUGCCUCUUUAUUUCCACUUUUUCACCAGAUACAAAAAUUUACUCCGUGUUCACUGUUUUCUCCAAUACCAUUUCCUCAUAUUCGUAAUAGGAGAACAAUUUUCUUUUUAAACAUAAGUUUAUCGUCCCGCCUUUCCCUUGUUGCUGUUUUUAUUGUACGCGAGAGAUUGAAUAAUCUUCUUGGCGUUUUCCUUUCCUCACUUGCCCUACAAGUUGACUGGAAAUUCUGGGUCUUGAGAUCUCACGUAUAACAAUGGUCGACAGAUGUGGCCAGGGAUAAUCGCCAAAAGCAAGGAGGGAGGGGCAGAUGUGAUACAGACCUACGUAUUCUGGAAUGGGCAUGAACCUAGCAGGGGCCAGGUAUCAAGCAUAUUUUGGCCUAUGUGAGUCCAGGUUUCUACCUGAAUUCUAACGCUGCUUUAUAUUUUGUCUUGUUUCCUCAGUACAAUUUUGAAGGAAGGUAUGAUCUUGUGAAGUUUACAAAGUUGGUUGCUUCAAGUGGCCUUUAUCUUCAUCUUCGGAUCGGCCCAUAUGUGUGUGCGGAAUGGAAUUUCGGGUACUUUUCUUGUGUUGUGUUGUCAUUUUGUCUUGAAAGCGUGGAAAGUAUUCCUGUCUGUUCUGUGGCCAGGAAAAAAAACCCAAAAAAAUUAUAUAAUUAGUUCACAAUAAACUUUUAAUAUCAGCAAUGAAGAUCUGUUUGUGUGAUGUUAGUCAUUUCUGAAACCAAGGAUUAUGUGUUUCUGAAACCAUUCAUGAUUAUAAGUAGGAUGGUAGCUGUCAUAUUUGGUUAUGAAAAAUAUUCAAGCGUGUGAUCUGAAAACCACGUCUGUUUUCCAUAUGCAUAUCCAUAUAGGAAAAUGUGCACUAAACGCCAUGAAGAACAUAGUUGAACAGACUGGCCCUCUUUUGACAUAUCACAGAUGGUACCGCCUAGAGCAGACCCUUUUUUUUCAAAGAUAUAACCUGUAAUCAAGUGUUUUUUGAUUAAGUAGGAAACUGUGGAAAACUUAAAUAAUAGGUCGCAGUAAGCGCUGAUGACCUCUUAGUGGUUCAGACAUAUCAUCAUCAAUAAUAUUUCGUAUGUUUUGAGUCCAUCAUGUAAUUUUUCUGUUAGCUAUAGAUGCUGGAAUAUCUUCGCAUUGAAUUCAAACCACUACUGAGAUACUGUUUUUCAAAAUGAGCCAUGGGAGUUGACCUACGGGUUUGAUGCCUUCAUUUUGUUUAAAAUUAUCAUUACAGCCAUUGAUGACAUUAUAAUCAGUUGAUACUUCUGUCUGUUUUCAAUUAAUUAUGGUUUCGCAUUGGUACCCUUUCCACAUAUAAUUCAGAGUAUAUAUCAUCUUUAGUAAGCUCCAUGAUUCAUUAUCUGUCCAAAUUUUUACUCUCACACUUGCUGUCAUAGAAUGGAAAAUAGUAAGAUCACAUGAUUUGAUUUAUUGCAUGAGUCCAGGCUUCUGAUCCUAUCGUUGCAUGUAGAUGGGGGUAAUUACGCGUAUUUACUGUGUUAAGAAAGCCAUGCUAGGGAGCAUGAUCAUUCAUUUUCCUGAAGAUCUGAUUAAGGUCAUGAUUUAAUGCUACCAUACUCGCGUAAUUAGUAAUCCUAUUGAUUAAUGUCAUUUUUUUAAUUCAUCGUCGUUGAUGGCAGGGGAUUUCCAAUUUGGUUGCGUGACAUCCCUGGCAUAAAAUUUCGAACUAACAAUGAGCAGUUCAAGGUAUCUUGUUUCAAAUUCAGGGAGUACAUGGCGAAAUCAUAAAUGGAAGUACAUUGUAUCAAUAAUUUUCUAUAGUUUCUAUUACUUGAUUAAUUUUUAGUCAUCUUAUGAUGGUAAUUUAAAUGCCAUUGGUCUGUUAGUAUCACUAUGCAUUGGCUAAUGGCUCAUACUGGAAAGGCUUCAAAAGUACCACUGAGUUCGCAUUUUGUGUCAUCCUUUUCCUAGUCAUUUCGUUGUGAUGAUUUUUUUGCUGAACAACCACCACAGAAUUAUAUUUUGGGGUAGGAUGGAAAUCCACACAUCGAAUUUUAGGAAUGAUUUAUUCACAUAAUAACUUUUUUGUGAAAUGAAUAUCAAUGCCAAAUAAAUCUGAUGACAUUUACCACAGACUGAAACAGGCGUCACCUUGUCAACGUUUCCAAUUAUAUUUAUGAUAUAUCUUAUACAAACAUGUGAAAAAUUCAGCAUAAUUUGCCACAUGUUUGUAUAAGAUAUAUCAUGAAUAUAAUGCCUUUUUAUACGUAAUUUUUGAGAUUUUUUGUGUUGAAAAUCACGAAAAAUGAAUGAUCUACUGCCGAUCAGCAUUACUUCUGCUCAUUUUUUUAUUUUUAAACACGCCAAUACUAUCCUUUCUUUGGCAUUUGUUUUGCUCUCUUUGCAUACAUGAAUGAUUCAGGAGUUAUGCAUGAAAAGCAGCUCGGAUUGGAAAAUUGAUGGGUGUUUGGUUGUUUUUGGUCCGAUCAUUUCUCUGUCUGCAGAAAGAAAUGCAGAGGUUUGUUGAAAAGAUUGUGGAUUUGAUGACGCAGGAAAUGCUCUUUUCAUGGCAAGGUGGUCCCAUCAUAUUAUUGCAGGUAUAUUGACAGUUUAUUGGUACAGGUUUAAAUAUUAUCAACCCUAUCCGUUUAUUUGACUCUACCGUAUGAGUGCCAAAUCAGAUUGAACGUCAUUAAAAUCUUCCUUUUGUAAUAAUCUAAUAUCAGUUCAUUCCAGAGAUGGGUACAAUGGGACUAAGUAGAUAAUAUCCAAAAAUAAUCACAAUGUAUAAUAUUUUGGUCAAUCGGGCUAUAUUUGUGUGAUUCAUUUAUGGAGCCAAAUAUUAUUUGAUCAGUUUUAAAAAAAUCUGUCCAGGAGAUUGAGUCUUAAAUAAUAAUAUCUUAGAAAUUGAAAAUAUCAGGAAAGCCGUUUGGUUUAUGGGAUCCGAAACAAGUUAUUCUCAUACAAGGAAAUAGUUUUCUUGUACAACAGUUGCUGACGUAUUAUAGCUCGAUAACUGUGUUUUAUUCAUCUGGUAGAACCAUUUCUUCCAUAAAUCAUUAGGAAGACUUAGUUACCAUUUCAUGUGUUAGCCAGGAAACUGACAUAGUCAACUGGCCAGGCAUGGUAAUAUGUCAAGUCUUCGACAAUUUGAGCGAAAAAUUGUAAACUCUAUCCUGACAUGUUCUUUUUUAUAUCCCCAACAUCCAAAACUAAGAAAAUGUCUGACCUCGCUAGAUUUUCAUGUAAGGAAUUUAAGUGCAUUUUUCUGAGAAUUUUUAUAUUUUCUAGUGCUGAAUUUUUGGGAGCACAUUUGUAUCUUGCCAUUUCAGUUGAUCACUCAAAUUUUUAUUGAUACAAAAUUUUAAAUAACUGUCGACUGUAUUCUUUGAAUAAAAAAUAGGAACCUGAUAUAAUAUUGACAUUUUGAAUUGUUGAACAGAUUGAGAAUGAAUAUGGCAACAUUGAGAGUUCUUUUGGAAAUGAUGGAAAGCAGUAUAUUAAAUGGGCAGCGAGCAUGGCACUUAGCCUAAAUGCUGGUGUUCCAUGGGUCAUGUGCAGGCAAACCGAUGCUCCUGAGAACAUUGUAAUGCCGAGAUACUGUUAAAUAUCUAUGGUUGUUGUAAUGUCUCUGAUAGGAGUAUUUAUCUAUUUCGAGAGUAUGUGAGAUGGGGUAUCUCCAUUUUGUUAAAUUAAGUCGUGCUACUGAUUCCAAUCAUUUUUUUCACAGAUAGAUACCUGCAAUGCAUUUUAUUGUGAUGGCUUUAGGCCAAAUUCUUAUAGAAAGCCAGCAAUGUGGACCGAGGAUUGGAAUGGAUGGUAAGAAUGUAGGGUUUAUUUUUAUGUUCUCCUUUCUUGAAACGUCCAACAUAAAUUAUCUAUGACCGUCGGUACUUUAAUUUUAAGUUUCAACAUGACUGAGGCUUCACCAUCGUUUCUCUUGUAAAUCCAUUUUUUUUGUUCGUCUGAUAAUAAAUCUAGGAGGGGAAGCUCUCGGUGGUGAAAAUGCCAGUUUCUCUUGAAGUUGAGAUUUCAUGGAAAAACAUAUUUAUGUUUUUCAAAAGGUUAUAUUCAUCAAAAGGUUCAUAACCUGUAUGCCUCAUUUGAGUUGUCUACUUAGUCAAGAUAUCAAAAGGUCAGCAUUCACGUUAGGGGGAGAUGUACUAAAGUAGCAAAAGUUAUAUUGAAGGGGGACGGUCAAAUAUUCUGAUUAAAUGCCUGACUUCUCCCCUAGUUAAUCACUUUUUGAGUAAAAGGCCGAUUCUAUUUAGUUAUAUUGAAAUAAAUAUAAUAGGAAUUCAAAUGCAGCAAAAAAAAGUUCUACUUUGAAUCUCGAGCUGAUGAAAAUUGAUGAAAAUUCUGUGAAAAAUUAUUUUUCCAAAGAGUAUUCUUGCUCAUUUCGUAAGGUAACCAGAGUUGAUAAUUUUUCAGAAAAUAUAUAGUUACUUCCUAUUAAUGUUCUGUGGAUUUAUUUUUUUACUUCCAUUGUGAAUCCCAUGGUCCUUCUGCCAUAAAGAACUUUAUAACCAGAGGUUUUUAAAAGUUUCCAUUUUUUUGAGGCACCCCAAGAAUUUCAAACGAUUUAGAAUUUUCGCGACAAUGUGCUUAUAAUAAAAAAACGAAUUUUUACUUUACACAGAAGUUUCUAUUAGCAUUUUUUCUACUUCUCUGAAUUUCUCGCCGAAUUGAUUUUUUUUAUUUGAAAUAAUGCACGUAUGUGUCUCCAGAGUUUUAUCUAUAUUUAGGUGGAUAGUCAUAAAACUGAAAAAAUGACUAUUAUAUGCCUGAUCUUGAGCUUACAUCUUGAGCUUAUUUCCAUAGAGCUGUUGCAUGGUUUUCUGUUACUCCCUUUUUAUGAAAUCCUUGUGCUUUUAGUCGUUAAGUUUUAACAUUCUUGUAUUUACAAUAGUACGCUUCUGUUUUUUAAGGUAUGCCUCGUGGGGUGGUAGACUGCCUCACCGGCCUGUUGAAGACAAUGCCUUUGCUGUAGCCCGAUUCUUCCAACGUGGGGGAAGUUUUCAUAAUUAUUAUAUGGUAAGAGAUGAAGUUACCAUUUACGAAUUUUUAAUCAGUUGAGAGCUGAGUUUCAGAUUCCGUCUUAUUUGAGAGGAAUUAACUUCCUGUAAGACAAUUUUUUUUCUAUAAAGUGAAUGAUGGAGUCUUUAUAUAUAUUUGUUUAUAAUUUGCAUAGCUCCAGCUCCAUAAAUGAGAAGGAAAAACUAAUAUUAAGAAUAAUUUGAAUGUUUGAAGAUGCUGAUCGAGGAAAUUGAACGGUGUUUAUUUAAAGCAUAAGCUUUCUGUCGUUGGAAUAUCGCUCUAAUUACCCGGGAAAUGGAUGACAACUAAUUACAUCUCUUUGUGGCUUCAUUCUUACGCCUAAAAUUUAUAUUAUUUUUUUAACUAAUGAUUUUUAUUUAACGUAUACAUAGUUUGUUUGUGUUCCUAUAAUGGUUUUUAAUGGGGAACGUCUGUAUAAAUAGAUAACUUUUUUACUGGCGUAAAAUUCCAGUUUUUUGGAGGAACAAACUUUGGCCGGACAGCAGGUGGCCCUCUCCAAAUAACUAGUUAUGAUUAUGAUGCGCCCAUUGACGAAUAUGGUAUGUGCACCGUUAACACCUGUACUGUUUAAUGGUUUCCGACUGAAGUAAACUCCUAGCCAUUCGGAUGUCAUAUUCUUGAUUAUUUUCUUUUGAAGUGCUAAUUUACUGGUCAGCCUGUAUUCUUACAUUGUUUUAGGCCUGCUAAGCUUUCCAAAAUGGGGACACUUGAAGGAUCUUCAUGCAGCUAUUAAGCUCUGUGAGCCAGCUCUUGUUGCUGUUGAUGAUGGACCCCAGUAUGCAAAGUUGGGACCGAUGCAAGAGGUGAGGCCCUGUAUGAUCAGAUCUGGAAGGUUCCAAGGCAUUGGUCUGAUGACUCAUAAGUGGCAUAUUAUCUCCCUGGCGUAAAUAUUAAGAUAGAUUUCUUUCUGCACCAUGUCUCUUUUAUGUAGGCGUAUAUCAAAUCGAUAAAUUUAGCAUCAUUCGGCAUCUUUCCCAUUCCCAUUCCAUUUUUCAGCCUAUCUACCAAGAUAAUGUGAUGUCGAUGAAUUAAAAUAUGAAUUAAAAUAUGUGAAAUUACAAAUAAUAUAAAAAUAAAAGUAACUAAUAUUUAAAAAACUAGACAAAAGUUCACAUGCCCUAAGUUUGAGAUCAGUUUGCUGCAGUGCCCUUAAUUGCUUACACAGUUUUCUUUUUAGUGGAUUUUCGUGAAUAAGAUGAUUCUGUUGAAUUAAUUUUACUAAAAAAAAUUUUCACUGUUUGAAGAUUUGUAUCCCCAGAUUUCUCGCAUAGAGGAAGGUUCCUCAAUUUUCAAAAUAAGUCUAUGUCCGUAAGAAUAGUAUUUGGUCAUCUUCCUUAUUACCUCGGUUUAUAUUUUCAUACAAAAAUGUUUUUUUAAUAUAAAAAACUGACUUCGAAUCAGUCCUUACACAGUCAUUCAAUACGAAGGACUAAAUUAAUUCAUAGUUUUCUGGAUAAAUUAAUUUGAAAGGGACUCAAAGGAGAAGCCAUUUAGUUUUGCCUCACGUCUAUUUAUCACAUCCAAGUGACUGUUGAGGGAAAAUACAUUAGUGGAAAAUAUUUAUUGGCACUUUUUCAUCAACUUGAUUUUCUAGAAAGUGAUAACGUUCUCACUGACGCUUUAUUUAUGUUCGAGAUUCAUUGGAUCAAAAUGUACGUGGGUGCAGGUUCAUGUAUAUUCGAGCAGUCGAAUAGAUCUUAACUCAAGUAUCUUAGAAGACAUCAAAUGUUCUGCAUUUCUCGCGAAUAUUGAUGAACACAAGACAGUGAACGUGAAAUUUCUGGGCCAAAAGUACGCUUUACCACCCUGGUCAGUGAGUGUAUUACCGGACUGUAAGCAUGUGGCCUUCAACACAGCCCAGGUAAAGUUCUGAUUUUUUUUGCCUUCGAUCAGACAGAAUGGACAGCUGGCAAUAAUGUAUGGCAUGAAUCAUCUGAUAUCAUUCUUUGUGUCCCUUCUAGACCCGGACCCAGAUGGCCUUUGUGAAAAAUGCACAUUUUUAUUCAGAUUCUGUUAUUCCUGCCUGAAAUUGAAUGAGACUCUGGCAACUUGUAAGCCUUACAUAAUUUUAUCCUUGCGUGUUUGCUGGCCUCUUUUGAAUUUCCAGCUUCUCUCAUCGCCUUCAACAUGUAUCAGUGAUCUCAUUAGCACUGUAUGGCGUGUAUUUCCAUAAAUCCUCCCUGGCAAUGAUGUCCACCCACGUUCCCUGGUCCCCCUUUCCAUAUACAUCUGUUGGCUUAUGUCCUUCAACUUGUCCGCCCAUAAGUAUGGGUGAAUUAAAUGAUUUUCUUUUUUCCUUUGCAUUGAGUCAACCAUGAUUUCUUUGCGAAAAUUUCUUUGUGGUUACGCCAUUUUUUUCUCCUAUUUUAUUAAAUGAUAGUUCUCUAAUGAUUUUGUCUUGAGAAUUCUACCACAUAAGGAACUAAAAUGAGCCUCGAAUCCCCUCAGUAUUAUCAAAUUUAUCUUUUCAUAUAUUGACAGACUUCUCUGCUGUGUGAUAUGAUUGGUUGACUGCUUCCUCACAAUGAGUUUGAUUGACAUGGCAUCCGCAGAAAUGCCCAAUGAUAUAGACAAUUUUAUAAUCAGCUAGUCUGUCAAUGCUGUCAUCUCUGUUUUUCAAGGUCAUCAAGAUCCUCUGCUCUCAUGUGUGCUCUUAUGUGGACAUGGGUACAACCACUCGUAAUGAAUAAUUCUGUUUAAGAUCCUACCCCACUUGUUUCUCUUGGUAACUAGGUGCUGACCGUCCAGGGUUUAUUUUGGUAUACUAUGGAAAAGACACAGAACUUCCCAAAAUUCUGUGUUUUCUUGAGAAGAUGUUUGCAUUUGGUUUCUUUUAGAAAGUAUCCUACCGGUUUUAUUGCGGUUCUUGAAAUCUUACCUACCGGGAAAAACACCAAAAUUUCACGCAAUCAACACAGCCUCAAAAUAUUUUAUCUAAUGUGUAAUUUAUUUAUGAUCCUCUUCUAUGGUUUAUGUGCAAGUGGGGUUAAAUGAGAAUUUAUGUUUUAUUUUGUUCUUUAAUACAUUAAUCUUGAUCUAUUCUCUUGUGUCCAUUUACAGCUCACAUCGCAGGCUUCAAUCAAAACAACUAAACAUGUUUCUAAAAGUUUUUCAAACAUACUAAAGGCGGGAGACAUGUUACCACAAGAAAACUCUGUAUCAAAUAGUUGGGUGUCUUUCAGAGAACCCAUUGGUGCGUGGGAGGGGAACAGUUUCACUGCUGAAGGCAUAUUAGAGCAUCUAAAUGUGACAAAAGAUAUCUCUGAUUAUCUUUGGUAUGUUACAAGGUACGUAUUCAGAUCAUUUUGCCAUUUUUACCCCACCCAACUGCGAAGUUACUGCUCUAGUUAAAGUCUACAUGAUUGUAUGGGAUGGAUUCCUUUUGGUAGCACUAAAACUGAAUAAGCCUUUUUACCCUUAGCCCUAGUUUUAGUGAUGACGAUUAAUCAUAUUUUCUUUGUUAGGGGUCUUUUUCUGUUGUCCAAAUGCUUUAUCCUAUUUUAAUUUCCGUUCGGUUUCCGGGAUCUUAGCUUUCCUUUUUACCCCAUUAUUUGAGCUUCUAAGGUAUCAAUAACACCCGAGUAUAAUUAAGAAUAGACUAAAAUAUUAUGACUGUACGAGAUAGUCUGGAAGAAAUUUCUCUUUAGUGACCACUAUAGCUAAAUCAUGCUGCUUUUCUGAUAAACUUUUGGCUUCUACACUUCUCUGUCCACAUGCAGUUUGACAUCUUCGUAUUUAUGCUUUUCAAACUAAAUGCGUUCAGAAUUAAUAUUUCUGCGGAGGAUAUUUCAUUUUGGGAGGCCACUCAUACGCUUCCCUCAAUUUUUAUCGACCAAGUACGUGAUGUGGCUCGAAUCUUCGUAAAUGGACAGCUUGCAGGUGCUGACUUAGCUUUCACUCUUUGCCAAUUCGAUUUUAUUCAAUUGAAUUAAAUUUUUUGUAUAUAUUAAUAUUGCAUUUAAUUUUUCAUAAAUAUUCUAAAAGAUAUAUUGGGUUUUCUUUUGUGUCUAAGAAAUAUGAUUUCGACAGUCAUUUCGAUAGUCAUUUCGAUUUAAAUCUUUGUUUAAAACUUACACAUGAUAAUUUUUUCCUCUUAUGAAAUUUAGGCAGUAAAGUUGGGAACUGGGUUCGCCUGGAGCAACCUAUUCAUUUAAUUCAAGGAGUCAAUGAUAUAGCUGUAGUAUCUGAAACAGUGGGCUUGAAGGUAUGUCCAUAUUGUAUAUUAUUUUCCAUGUAAGCGUACGAUAACAAACACAAAAUAUGCUCUUCGUAUUUGGUCGAUAUCUUGGACAAAAAUGAGCACAUUUUACAUUCUGGUAAACCAUUAUUGAUUUAUUUAUUUUUGGAUCUGCAAGCCAGGAUCAAUCGUGCUGAUGUUAUUCUAAUAACGUUAUAAACAUGGUGCUACUGAAAAUUAAAAGGGCGGAACGAAGUUCGAGAAUUCUUAUAGUAUGGUUAAUAGAGUAACCCAGAAACUUUCAAAUUGAGCCAAAUAGAUUGAAGAUGUGUAAUAUAGGGCUAUUUAAUGUUUUUCUUGUUCAAUGGCUGUGGGGAAUGGGAAUAAAAAGGGGUAUUACGGAGAAAAAAUUGAAGGUUGUUAUUGAAAAAGGAUGUCAACUUUGAUCAUGUCUGCAAUCAGCUGUGUUUCUUUGAGGAGCCUAGGUGUUCUUUUCACACCCUUAUUUUCCUCACGAGAGGGAAAAACUACUGAUUUUCCCAUUUCUUGAAUUUAUCGUUUCUCCAAGAACUUAGCUGUUUAUCUGUGUGUGAUUGUUUCUUGGCGGUUUCUGGUUAUUUGUAACUUAUAUAUGAAAAUUUGAUUUUGAUUCAUUCGGAUUUUAGAACUAUGGUGCCUUCCUUGAGAAAGAUGGAGCUGGGUUGAGGGGACGUAUAAAGUUGUCUGGCCUAAAAGGUGGGGAAAUGGAUCUGUCAAAUUCAAUCUGGACAUAUCAGGUAUUUUUUUGACCUUCCUGGUUUGGAAGUCCUGAAUUUAGUUGCUUUGCAUCCCGAUGACGUAGGAGGUUUUUUUCCAAACGGGAAAAAUUUCUAUUUUUUAGAAAUUCCGAAAGGUCUAUAUCCCAUGACCCAUGAUCUCUCUCUCUCUCUCUCUCUCUGUAUUAUCAUGUUAUCCUUUUGUAUUAGAACUUGCUUAGUCACUGGUUUGGUUGAAUAAAUAAUUCCUUUUUAAUUUUCAAUGCUUUCAGGUGGGACUUAAGGGGGAGUUCAAGAAAAUUUAUUCCUUGAAUAAUCACGAAAGUGUGGAUUGGGUUAACUUGACUGCGAACUCCAUUCCAUCCACAUUCACAUGGUAUAAAGUGAGUCAGAUACAUCUACUCUUCAUAGUUCUUUCCUUAUGUUUGAUUCCAAUGUCAUUUGGGUACACUUAAUUUGUCUAAUUCGUGAGGCAACAUAGAAUCAAGUAGUAAAAAUGGUAAACCACGUUGUAUCGUGCAAAAUUUAUAUGGCUUGAAAUGUUCGGUUCAUGAUGUGAUUUUUCAUCAUUUUUGGCUAAUGACGUGGGCAAGUUCAUCCUGUCAUUUUAUGUUUACGUAAGGUGUUUGAUAAUGGAUCAAGUUCCCUGAUUAAUGAAUCCAUUUCAUUACAUCAAAUCUGGGAGCUGGGAUCCUCAUCCUCAUUUCUCCCUAUAUUCACUUGGAUGCACCAUGUCGCUUCCUCUGUCAUGUUAUGGCAUGCUCCAUUGAUAGACUCUUUCUCUAAAUGGUUGUAUCAGGUUUUCUAGUGAUAUCUCUAAAAAAUAUCAAUUAUUUAUUUAUUUGUAUUUAUAUAUCUUGAAUAUUUAGCUCCUGUUCUCUUGCUAGUCAUGAAGAUGGAUAAAUGUUUAAAAGAAAAAGAACUUGUAUACAUGCUGCUAAUCUGGAUUUUCAUAUCCUGUCAGACCUUUUUUGAUGCCCCUGUAGGCAAUGAUCCUGUUGCAAUUUAUCUGGGAAGCAUGGGGAAGGGCCAGGCGUGGAUUAAUGGCCAUGGAAUAGGAAGAUAUUGGUCCCUGGUUGCCCCAAAACAGGGAUGUCCUAAAACCUGCAAUUACCGUGGAGCAUACAGUGAUGGCAAGUGCAUGACGAACUGCGGGAAACCGACUCAGGACAGGUGAUAAUUUGCAUUGUAGAGUCGUAAGAAGUUUUAAAAUAAUGAAAAGUUUUGCUUGAUCACAUGCAUUGAGAUCUUGCUUGAAUGGAUUGGUUCUGGAUUGAAGUCAGUAAAUAGUAUUAGACGCAUAAUUUUCAAAAUCACCUAAAAUAUUUAAUAGAAAAUGAUCUCUGUAACAACCGAGCUGUAGAACUCAAAAUUAAUUGAUAAAUAGUGUGUUAGUGCACCUAUUUAGAUCAAAGUAUUUAAAUGUUUAGUUUCAGUUUUUUUAUUUUUCUAUUAGUGUGUAAAACUGAUUCUCUCUCUCUCUCUCUCUCUCUCUCUCUCUCCCCCCCCCCCUCUUUUGUUGUGAGUUAGUGCCAUAAUGGGCAAAGAUUCUUUUGGUGUGAACAUCUUUUUUUUUUCCUGAUAUUUAACCCAUUACUUUGAACACCAUUUAAUAAAUAUAAGACCAGAAAUUUAUAUGUGUCUAUGGGCAGGGGACUUCCCAAGCCCAGCCUGAGGCCAGGCACGUUUUAUAAGGCCCAGAUCUGGCCAUGGCUCAGAGAAAACCCCAGAUAUUUGGUGUUGCACUUACAGAUUGUUAAAAAACUAUGUCCAGCACCUCUUCUUUGGUCACCCAAUUUCCUCUGAACUGAUGGGACAUUGCUUUUCUUUGUGAAAUUCAUGGAUUAAGACUGGAGAUAACUUACUCACCAACAGAUCAAAACCAUACUUUGUCCCAUUCCACAGGUUCCUCAUAAUCCCACUAAACACAUGCCACAUUAAGAAAUUUUCUGUAUCCUAUUUCCCAUUUCCAGGAAUCAUAUCACUGUCUACCAUAUUUACAUGUAUUUAAUUUAAAUAAUAUACUCAUUAAAACGUUGGAAAAAAAAAGUUCAGGUACCAUAUUCCAAGGUCAUGGUUGAAGCCGUCCAGCAAUCUACUGGUCAUCUUUGAGGAAACUGGGGGAGACCCAUUGAAGAUACAGCUCAAAUUACAUGCUACUGGCACGAUCUGCAGCAAAGUAUCAGAGACCAGCCACCCCCCUCUUACCAUCUGGUCCAGUUCGGAUGUCACAAGUGGCAAGACCUCAAUUGCUGAUGUGGCACCAGAAUUGCACUUGCAUUGUGAUGAUGGGCAAAUGAUCUCAAGAGUAACAUUCGCCAGCUUCGGAAACCCUACUGGAAGCUGUCAACACUUCUCUCUUGGCAAAUGCCAUGCACAAAGUUCUCUCUCAAUUGUUUCCAAGGUAAGAAAGAAAAAUGAAAAAUAAAAUAAUAUAUAUAUAUAUAGAUAUAUUUAUUUUUAUUAUGUUAAGCUUGCUCAGGCUUAAAUAGUUUCUUAUGUUGCUAAUUCGAACUCUUAAUCAGGCUUGCCAAGGAAGAAACAGCUGCAAGAUUAGUGUUUCAAGAACCACUUUUGGGGAAGACCCAUGCCGUGGUGUUGUGAAGACUCUGGCUGUAGAGGCAGAAUGCACGUCAUCCUUAGCCGUGACAAGUGUAUAG
Spirodela intermedia is the source of this 12912-nucleotide messenger RNA. The record is from the annotation of a GenBank genome assembly. NCBI's taxonomy places the organism in Eukaryota, Viridiplantae, Streptophyta, Magnoliopsida, Alismatales, Araceae.